UUUGGCCCCCGCGAAUAAAACUCUAUUCCUACAUCUCUCCGUUCUCUUUCGAUCCCUCUCCUCUCUUAGUAACAGUCGUUUCUGGUAGCCCCCACGCACGGUUGUUACGGAUAGAGAAGAAUCGAUCAUCAUGGGGUUGCUCGACAAGCUCUGGGACGAAACUCUUGCAGGGCCCAUGCCCGACACCGGCCUCGGCAAACUUAGAAAGAAUUCAGCCGCAAGAUCACCUCCGGCCACCGAGAUCAUGAUAACCAGGAGCAUUACGAUUCUUAAGAGUGCUAACUCCAGCUAUCCGGGUUCGGCUCCGGUAACUCCUUCCGGUUCUAGCACUCCUAAAACACCUUUGACUCCGGGGACACCAAGUGCGGAUUUCAGGAGAUUCUCUUGGAGAAAAUUGCCAACUGAAACUCUGGAAAGCGCUGAGUCUAGAAGUCCGACCGUUCACGACUGGAUCAUAAUUAAUGCUUUGGAUCGUUGAGCUUCGGGAAUGAAAUUGAUGGGUAAUUUUUCCUAGAAGAAUAAAUUAAGGCAAACACGGCCUUUUUGUUUUCUACAUAGAGAGAAUUUGUAGGAAAAUUUGUUAAAUCGUAUGCAUCACAUCAAUACAUACGAUAUUACAAUAUAUUACAUUAUAAACAAUUAAGACGGUCUGUGUGAUGAGCAGUCGCACCUGGAACCGCUAGCUGCUUCUUGGAGUUUCUUAGGAAGGCUGGUUCUGCAGCUUGAGAUUGGAUUUUGAUUUUUCUUAAGUCUUUGUACAUGUUGUCUCCAAGUUUUCUUUGUUUUGAUGGCUUUGGACUUGUAAAUAUUUUCAGUAUUUAGAUAUGGAUUGUAUGUAAAAUUAAUCCUCUUCCAAUCAAUAGAACUCUUUUGG
Rubroshorea leprosula is the source of this 874-nucleotide messenger RNA. The record is from the annotation of a GenBank genome assembly. Lineage: Eukaryota; Viridiplantae; Streptophyta; Magnoliopsida; Malvales; Dipterocarpaceae.